Messenger RNA from Mycena citricolor, 549 nucleotides. NCBI's taxonomy places the organism in Eukaryota, Fungi, Basidiomycota, Agaricomycetes, Agaricales, Mycenaceae. The record is from the annotation of a GenBank genome assembly.
AUGAAGCUCGAUCUUCUCCCCUCAUCGCGCAUACUUUCCCUCAUCUCCAAGCUGUAUCAUGAGCCUCCCGCACGAUUGUGCCGGACCAUGUGCAUCCCGACACCUAACCCCUGGGCUGGUUCGAGCUUGCUUCCUCUCUUCGACGCCCCGGCGGCACCUUCGAUCGCCGACUACGAUACGAUCCGACGAUAUCUCUCUUCCAUAUCGCCAGUUGACUCGCUAAGAAGCUACGCUUUCUGGGUUGACCACGCAGCGAUUCUACCGCAGCUGGAGUUGCUGGCGAGCGCAAAACUUUUCGUCGUCCCACGGGAAAUUCGAACACCUUCGAAGCAUACUCUAAUCCGGUUUUCUUCACUGACACACAUAUACAUCUCCCAUCCGGAAAUCCUCGGUCAUCUUGUCGUACCCAAACUCCAGGAACUCGUGUUCAUCGGUGACGCUUUCACCAACGGCAUACUCUCGGAGUGCAGCAAGGAGCUCGCAGCCUCGCGAAAUGAAGGUCGAGUUACAAUCCUGAUGGGUGAAGCUUUGAAGGCCCAUUGCUGCUGA